Molecule: messenger RNA, 2286 nt
Organism: Pocillopora meandrina
Lineage: Eukaryota; Metazoa; Cnidaria; Anthozoa; Scleractinia; Pocilloporidae
Source: the annotation of a GenBank genome assembly
AUGGUCAGGAAACGGACUAAGAAAAUUUUUUUGGCUCUGUUCUUUGGGAUGACAACUUAUGUAUUCUUCCAGCUAGCAUAUGUUCCGAAGUAUAGCUACUUCUUUCUCGCUUCAGGAGAGGAAGUCGAUCGACAGAUGGAAAGGAUCGAAUUGCGACGACUGGCAACUACCGCGACAACUUCAACAGGGCCCUUAACAACGACCUCUUUUUCGCCGCAAAUUAAACACAGAACAUUUCUUAUAACCAGGAGAUCUUGUAUGCAACAUUACGAUCUACUUAUGAUUGUCUCAUCCGCUCCUGGUAAUUUUCAAAGAAGGAAUCUUAUGCGCAAGACUUGGGCUUUCGAAAGAGCAUUUCGACCAAGAUGGACAACGGUUUUCCUCGUCGGCCAAACACGAGAUGAAGCUGUUUCAGUCAUAUUGUUAAAAGAAGAUGAAGCUCAUAAAGACCUUGUGCGAGCUAGCUAUUACGAUCACUACUGGAAUCAAACCCGAAAGAUACAAAUGGGCUUCGAAUGGGCAGUAACGUAUUGUAAUUUCUCAUUUCUUUUAAAGCUGGACGACGACGUGUUUGUGCAUAUUCCAAGAGUUCUUUCCUUUUUGAGUGCGCCCAACACGCCGAAGAAAAAGCUUUACGCUGGCAAUCAUUACACAAACAAUGUUCCUUUUAGGGGAGGAAAAUGGAAGGUAACUUACGAGGAAUAUAACCAGACAAGAUAUCCAGAUUUCUGCCCCGGUUUUGGUUAUAUCUUAUCUCACGACGUAGUAAGUGCAUUCGUCAAAACGUUCUCUUCUUUUCCGUUCUUUCGACUGGACGAUGUCUACGUUGGCAUGCUUGCAGACAGGAACGGAAUAAGUGUCACGAACAAUAACGGAUUUGAGGUAAGGCAUCCACGAGGAUUUGUUUGUGUUCCAACAAAUUAUACUUUAGUCAGGCAUGAUGUAGGAGAAGAAUGCCAGAUGAAGAUGUUCAAGACACUCAUGUUCUCUGACUAGUUAAAUAUCAUAGUAAAUGCAAGCAAUUUUGUACUCAUUUCAAUAACAGUUUUUAUAUUAAAUAUAUGUUCUUUGUCAAUGUGCAGUCGCUCACAGCCCUCUUGUUUUAAACGACUAAGGGCUAACGCUCGAAAUGCCCGCUUCAGAAACUUACUACUGUGGUCAAUUUACAUCAACAAUUCAAUCGGUAAAUGCAAAUCAUCUUGUUAUACCCCACAUACGAAGCAGCACAGUUUCUUUGGAAAGUUACCUUCUUCAUUUAAACAACCAUGGGCAGACCACAACAUAUGUUCCUGGUUAAUAAUUGUUAGAGACGAACAAAAUCUUACGGCUAUGAAUAUAGCUCUGAAAAUAAUUGCAUAUCUAAAUUACAUCUCAGUCUGAAUAUCUCAGUUAAGUUUAACGAAAUGUUAAUCAACUCAUUUGUGUUCCAACAAAUUAUACUUUAGUCAGGCAUGAUGUAGGAGAAUAAUGCCAGAUGAAGAUGUUCAAGACACUCAUGUUCUCUGACUAGUUAAAUACCAUAGUAAAUGCAAGCAAUUUUGUACUCAUUUCAAUAACAGUUUUUAUAUUAAAUAUAUGUUCUUCGUCGAUGUGUAGUUAAAUACUAGUUAAAUACCGCAGUAAAUGCCAGCAAUUAUUUGCAACUAUAUGUUCCUGGUUAAUAAUUGUUAGAGACAAACAAUAUGUUACGGUUAUGAAUAUGGCUCUGAAAAUAAUUGCAUAUCUAAAUUACAUCUCAGUCUGAAUAUCUCAGCUAAGUUCAAUGAAAUGUCAAUAAACUCAUUUGUGGUAUUCUUUCGCCUUUAUGGGCUAUUUGAAGCUUCUCUUUACGAAAUUACUUUUGGCCAGAGGCCUUUAAGAGAAGAAAGGGAGAAUUCAGAGAGCCCCAUAUUUUCUUCAUUUACAUAAUCAUGUUAUGGUUUCUUGCCUAAAAUAUCCAGCUCCAGUUUUAAUCUUUCUGAUAGCAAUAAAAGAAUAAAGCAUGCAAUUAAACACAAUUUUAAAGCAUGCAAUUAAACACAAUUUUACAUUGAACGACCUCGAUAACGAAGACCGAAAACAGAAACCCCCUUACUUUCGAAACAAGACGCACAAAAUGCAUGAAAUAUGGCUUCCUAGGGUAGGAUACAUUCCAUGGGGUUUGGAUACAUUUUAUCUCACGAUGUGGUUCUUACUUUCGGCGACACAUUCUCUCCUUUUCCGAUCUUUCGAUUGGACGAUGUUUACGUCGGCAGGCUAGCAGAUAGGAACCGGCAUAAGUUUUACCGGGCACAAUGCAGGCUUUGA